CUUUAGGAUGGAGUACCUUAGGAAUGAGGCUCAAAAUUAAAAAAAAUUGUCUUCUGAAUAUCAUUCACCAACGAAUUCAUCAUCAUGUAUAUAUCAAAUGGUGCUUUUGUCAUUUAUAAGUCCCUCCUUUUGCCAACCAAUCUUUCUGAAAUUCAGAGAUGAGGUCAUACAGUACAGCAGUAUGGCUAACAAAGCCUUGAGGCACCAAUUUGACACAUCUGAGUCUCUUUUGAACAAAAACAUUUCAAGCUGUAUUAACUAUAAUAUAACUGCAACCUAUAUAAUUUGCAUUUUUACUGACAUGGUUGACAUGCUAUCAUUUGCAAGCAUAGGGGCCACUGGUCCUAUUCCCUGUUAUGUUAACUUGACAUUUUUUAUUCACUGCACGAAUAUUAUAUUUAGUUGAAGUCAUGUAUUCCUUUUUGGGUGCUUUCAAAUGAUGUAUUGCUUUUAAAUGAUGUAUUGCUUUAAAAUGUUGUAUUGUUAGUGUUGCCAAAUAAUUUCCCCAUUGUUUCUUCAAAUUCAACAAAUAGCAGGACUUUAGUCAGUGAAUUGUACAUACCUAUAGAUGGCAUUGUACAUACCUAUAGAGGGCACUAUACAUACCUAUAGAUGGCAUUGUACAUACCUAUAGGUGUCACUGUACAUACCCAUAGAUGGCACUGUACAUAUUUUAUAUCCA
Owenia fusiformis is the source of this 682-nucleotide messenger RNA. The record is from the annotation of a GenBank genome assembly. Lineage: Eukaryota; Metazoa; Annelida; Polychaeta; Sabellida; Oweniidae.